AUGGAGAACAAAGAGUCGAAACAAGCAACUCGGCGCACGGUUCACCGCCGAGUUAGAACUGGCUGUCUGACUUGCAAGAUUCGGAAAGUGAAAUGUGAUGAAACACGUCCAUCUUGCACGCGAUGCGAGUCCACGGGCCGAAAAUGUGACGGAUACAGUUCCAUCUCACAAAGCUCAUUAUCCCAGUUGCAGCCAUCACUCUUUCCCGACACAGACAGCAAUUGCUUGCGCAGCCUGGAUCGGUUCUACCACAGUUUGGAAUCGGCAUUUUGUCUGCCCCUCAAUUACUUGUUUUGGUCGCGCAUUGUAGCACGAUUAAUUGUUGAGGAACCGGCUGCACGCCAUGCCACGAUCAGCCUCAUGAGUCUAUAUGAGACAACCCAUCAGGAUCCUGCAUUUGUCCAGCUUCCAUAUGAUCACGGCUUCUCGCUCCGCCACUAUAACUUUGCCAUGAAAGAGAUUCGCUCAUUAAAAUCAGUCCAAGCCGAUCAACUCGAUACGUUGUUGAUUGUUUGUGUGCUGUUUGCGUGCAUCGAAUUCACACGGAGAGAUAUCAAUGCAGCGAUGACUCAUAUUAAGUAUGGGAUUGAUUUGCUGAAUGAAUCGCGACAUGUGUCGAGGAUAGGUGCUAUCCUCCGAUACAUGAGUCUUACGCCCAUUUUUACCAUUCAAUCCCUGUGGACCCUUCCAGUCCUCACCAACUGCCCUUCUUAUCAGACACCAGAGCAAUUGAACUCGUUUAUCGAGGUCCAGGGCUCAAUCAAUUCUAUUCAAUAUGAUGCUGUUCAGCUGGCCCGCAUGAAAGAACAACAUCGUGUCUCUCAACUCCAUUCCCCUGAUUCGUUGGAGGAAGAUAUGCCACACAUUGUUCUUCAAGAGCAACAGCGGCUAAACGCGGCAGUCGAGUCUUUACGAAUCAAGUUCGCAGAUUUCAGGGCGAGGCUCUCCAUUGACCCCAAAUUCGAACAUAUAUCUUGCAUUCUGCAAAUCAGAUGGCUCAUGUUGAAAAUCUGGGUAAUUUGCUUAGGAGAAGACGACGAAGUGUACGACACCUGUAUGGAUGAUUUUGAAAGAUUAAUCAAUUAUGCACGGAAGUCGCAGCUCCUUCCCACGGCUCCGGGGUUUAUGCUGGAAGUCGGACUUCUUCCAUAUCUCUACUUCGUCAUUGCAAAAUGCCGAAAUCUACAGCUCCGAUUGAGAGCAUUAUCUUUGAUCCAAAAAGGAUAUAACCACAAUGUUGAUAUAUUCUGGGACCCAAGCAUUAUCUACAGGAUGAGCAAGAGGAUAUUGAGAGCAGAGCAUGGUCUUGAAAUCAACGAUACACAUGCUACCAUACUUGAGGCACUCCGAGACUCUCCCAUAUUUGCAGAAGACUUUCGCCUUUGUCACGACUUUGAGACUUGGGAGGCCGAUAAAAGAAUCAACUUGCCAUCACCAAAGGAAAUGGCAGCUAGAACAGGCAGUAUCCCAGCGUCGGAAGCUUUGGGCGUUCCCGAAUGGAAAAGGGAACAGCUUGAAGUUGUUUUCAGCGGAAUAUAA
Messenger RNA from Penicillium pulvis, 1539 nucleotides. RefSeq names its product Zn(II)2Cys6 transcription factor domain-containing protein. The transcript has 2 exons. Gene Ontology annotation, molecular function: zinc ion binding; DNA-binding transcription factor activity, RNA polymerase II-specific. The record is from RefSeq and is a predicted model, not a curated record. Bases 1 to 1539 code for a protein of 512 amino acids. NCBI's taxonomy places the organism in Eukaryota, Fungi, Ascomycota, Eurotiomycetes, Eurotiales, Aspergillaceae. Gene Ontology annotation, biological process: regulation of DNA-templated transcription.